Messenger RNA from Lates calcarifer (barramundi perch), 1832 nucleotides. RefSeq names its product tyrosyl-tRNA synthetase 2, mitochondrial (gene yars2). Gene Ontology annotation, cellular component: cytosol; mitochondrion. Gene Ontology annotation, biological process: tyrosyl-tRNA aminoacylation. The record is from RefSeq and is a predicted model, not a curated record. The coding region runs from base 157 to 1599 and encodes 480 amino acids. The transcript is spliced from 5 exons. Gene Ontology annotation, molecular function: RNA binding; ATP binding; tyrosine-tRNA ligase activity. Lineage: Eukaryota; Metazoa; Chordata; Actinopteri; Centropomidae.
UCCCACGGUAGAUGCCCGGUUCUUCCAUAUUUAUUGUGCUUGGGAACGUCUGUAACCAACACACGAGUUUCUUCUUUGACAACCAGUACACUAGAGGGCGCAUUACUCCUAACAAACUACCCGUGCUUCCUCUUGCUUCUUGUCACAUUGUCCAACAUGGCCGCGUCCAUGGUGCGGAUCUGCUGUCAUCUAUCGCGGCAUGGAUCCUGUAUUCUACUGCAGCGAACGAGCUUCUGCCUCACAUUUAGGUCCAAAUUUCACUGUUCUUCCACUGCACAUAACGGACUGCUCUUCUCGCUAAAUAAACGCGGUAUUCUGAAGGACUCUUUCCCAGAAAACGCAGCUCAUGACCAGCUACCUCGGUUGCUUCAGUCCGGUUCUCAGACUGUAUACUGUGGGUUUGACCCCACGGCCGACAGCCUCCAUGUGGGCAACUUGCUCGCUAUCAUCGGCCUGUUACACUUCCGAAGCGCAGGGCACCAUGUCCUCGCUGUACUCGGGGGGGCCACAGCACAAAUCGGGGAUCCGAGCGGGAAGACGAGCGAGAGGGAGCGGCUGUCCGCGGACACCGUGGAGGCGAACACCCACAGCAUCCGGGAGAGCGUCCAGAGAAUUUUCUCUAACCACGAACUGCACUUUCACGAUAGUUCCGGGAAGCUGGGGACUGUAACUGUUUUGAACAAUCUGAGCUGGUACAAGGACCGGGGCGUUGUGGACUUUCUAUCGGAGGCCGGGAGGCACUUCAGGAUGGGCACCAUGCUCAGCCGUCACAGCGUACAGUCCAGGCUUAAGAGCGCAGACGGCAUGAGCCUGACAGAGUUCACCUACCAGGUGUUCCAAGCUUAUGACUUCUACCACCUUCACCAAAUAUAUGGCUGCAAGAUUCAGCUCGGAGGCACCGACCAGCUGGGCAAUUUGAUGUCUGGCCAUGAGUACAUUCACAAAAUGAGUGGUGAGGAGGUGUACGGCUUGACUAUCCCCCUGGUGACCAGCUCUGUUGGGGACAAGCUGGGGAAGACAGCAGGCAAUGCAGUGUGGCUCAACAGAGACAAGACAUCACCCUUUGAACUCUACCAGUUCUUUCUCAGACAGCCUGAUGCCAGUGUGGAAGGGUACCUGAAACUGUUCACCUUCCUGCCUCUGGCAGAGAUAGAGAAGCUGAUGGAGCAGCAGAGAGCGGAUCCAGGUAAACGCCUCGCACAUAAACGACUGGCUGCAGAGGUGACGAAACUGGUGCAUGGAAAGGAAGGCCUCGAGAGUGCUAAGAGAUGUACCAAUGCACUGUACCACAGUAGUGUGCAGGCCUUAGAGGAAAUGAGUGAUGAGGAGCUGCAGGAGCUCUUCAGGGAGGCUCCUUUCCAUGAACUGCUGUUGGAGUCGGGAACCACUGUGAUAGAUGCCUGCCGCAGAGUCAACGCAAUCCCAGAGGGACCCAGAGGGUACCAGAUGGUUGUGGACGGAGCAGUGUGGAUCAAUCACAAGCGGACAGACAAACCAGAGCAAGUACUGAUCCCCAAACUCCACAUCCUGUCUAGUGGACUUACUUUGCUCAGAGUGGGCAAGAGGAACUUCUACAUCAUCAAAUGGCUCAGUCUCUGAGGUCGCCUGCUAUCGCAAGGGACCAGUUUACUGUAAUGGACUGAUUGGGAAGGUAGGCGACUGCACCUCAGCAGGGUCAGUAAGGAGAUGUGGAUGGACUGAUGUUUUGGUACAUAGAAGGUUUUGAUGUAGCCUAAACUCUCAGUGAUUGUCUUUGGUUGUCAUAUAAAUAUGUAUAUUUACAGAUGUGACAUUUAUUGAAAGCUAAGCUAUUAAAAAGCAUUUGAUAUAAA